AGCACUGAGAUGCUCAACAUCACCUCGGGAGGCCUCACGCCUACUCUGAACGUGUCCCUUCCCCAGGACAAAGACUGCCCCUCCACAGACUUGUGGAACUGGCUCAACACCAUCCAAGCCCCCUUCCUCUGGGUCCUCUUCAUGUUUGCGGCACUCGAGAACAUCUUUGUCCUUAGCGUCUUCUGCCUGCACAAGAGCAACUGCACCGUGGCGGAGAUCUACCUGGGCAACUUGGCCGUGGCAGACCUCAUCCUGGCCUGUGGGCUGCCCUUCUGGGCCAUCACUGUAGCCAACAACUUCGACUGGCUCUUUGGGGAGGUCCUUUGCCGCAUGGUGAGCACCGUGAGUUAUAUGAAUUUGUACAGUAGCAUCUGUUUCCUAAUGCUGGUGAGCAUUGACCGUUACCUGGCCCUGGUGAAAACCAUGUCCAUGGGCCGCAUGCGUGGGGUACACUGGGCUAAACUCUACAGCCUGGUGAUCUGGGGGUGCACCCUGCUACUAAGCUCGCCCAUGCUGGCAUUCCGGACCAUGAAGGAGUAUAGUGAUGAGGGCCACAACGUCACCGCCUGCAUCAUCAUCUACCCGUCCACCACCUGGGAGAUCUUCACCAACGUCCUCCUGAACUUCGUGGGCUUCCUGCUGCCGCUGAUCAUCAUCACCUUCUGCACAGUACGGAUCAUGCAGGUGCUACGCAACAGCGAGAUGCAGAAGUUCAAGGAGAUCCAGACAGAGAGGAAGGCCACGGUGCUGGUCCUGGCUGUUCUGCUGCUGUUUGUCAUCUGCUGGCUGCCCUUCCAGAUAAGCACCUUCCUGGACACACUGCUCCGCCUCGGCGUCCUCUCCAGCUGCUGGGAUGAGCACUUCGUUGACGUCUUCACACAGAUUGGCUCCUACGUGGCCUACAGCAACAGCUGCCUCAAUCCACUGCUGUAUGUGAUCGUGGGCAAGCGCUUCCGAAAGAAGUCAUGGGAGGUGUACAGGGGAUUAUGCCAGAAAUGGGGCUGUGGGCCAGAGCCCACCCAGACAGAGAACUCCAUGGGCACCUUGAGGACCUCCAUCUCGGUGGAACGCCGAGACAAAUUGCCAGAGUGGGUGGGGAGGAACCAGUGA
Molecule: messenger RNA, 1110 nt
Organism: Orycteropus afer afer
Lineage: Eukaryota; Metazoa; Chordata; Mammalia; Tubulidentata; Orycteropodidae
Product: B2 bradykinin receptor-like
Biological process (GO): neutrophil chemotaxis; immune response; G protein-coupled receptor signaling pathway
Cellular component (GO): membrane
Molecular function (GO): bradykinin receptor activity
Source: RefSeq, a predicted model, not a curated record